ACUACAACAGCUGCACCUACCACCACGACAGCUGACCCAACGACUACAACAGCUGCACCUACAACCACUACAGCUGCUCCAACAACAGCUGCACCUACAACUAUGACAGCUGCACCUACAGCCACUACAGCUGCUCCAACAACCACUACAGCUGCUCUAACAACAACAGCUACACCUACAACUACAACAGCUGCACCUACAACCACGACAGCUUCCCCAACGACUACAACAGCUGCACCUACAACCACUACAGCUGCUCCAACGACUACAACAGCUGCACCUACAACCACUGCAGCUGCUCCAACAACAACAGCUGCACCAACAACUACAACAGCUGCACCUACAACCACUACUGCUGCUCGAACGACAACAACAGCUGCACCUACAACUACGACAGCUGCACCUACAACCACAACAGCUGCUCCGACGACUACGACAGCCGCUCCAACAACCACUAUUGCUGCUCCAACGACAACAACAGCUGCACCUACAACUACGACAGCUGCACCUACAACCACUACAGCUUCUCCAACAACAACAGUUGCACUUACAACUACGACAGCUGCACCUACAACUACGACAGCUGCACCUACAACCACGACAGCUGCUUCAACGACUACAACAGCUGCACCAACAACCACUACAGCUGCCCCAACAACCACAAUAGCUACUCCAACGACUACAACAGCUGCACCUACAACCAUUACAGCUGCUCCAACAACAACAGCUGCACCUACAACUACAACAGCUGCACCUACAACUACAACAGCUGCACCUACAACCACUACAGCUGCUCCAACAACAACAGCUGCACCUACAACUACGACAGCUGCACCUACAACCACGACAGCUGCUCCAACGACUACAACAGCUGCACCUACCACCACGACAGCUGACCCAACGACUACAACAGCUACAACAGCUGCACCAACAACCACUACAGCUGCCCCAACAACCACAACAGCUACUCCAACAACUACAACAGCUGCACCUACAACUACGACAGCUGCACCUACAACCACAUCAGCUACUCCAACGACUACGACAGCGGCUCCAACAACCACUACAGCUGCUCCAACGACUACAACAGCUGUACCUACAACUAUGACAGCUGCACCUACAACCACAACAGCUACUCCAACGACUACGACAGCAGCUCCAACAACCACUACUGCUACUCCAACGACAACAACAGCUGCACCUACAACUACGACAGCUGCACCUACAACCACUACAGCUGCUCCAACAACAGCUGCACCUACAACUACGACAGUUGCACCUACAACUACAACAGCUGCACCUACAACCACGACAGCUGAUCCAGCGACUACAACAGCUGCACCAACAACCACUACAGCUGCCCCAACAACCACAACAGCUACUCCAACGACUACAACAGCUGAACCCACAACCACUACAGCUGCUCCAACAACAACAGCUGCACCUACAACUACAACAGCUGCACCUACAACCACGACAGCUGCUCCAACGACUACAACAGCUGAACCUACAACCACUACAGCUGCUCCAACGACUACAACAGCUGCACCUACAACCACGACAGCUGACCAAACGACUACAACAGUUGCACCUACAACCACUACAUUUGCUCCAACAACAACAGCUGCAUCUACAACUACGACAGCUGCACCUACAACCACUACAGCUUCUCCAACAACAACAGCUGCAUCUACAACUAUGACAGCUGCACCUACAACUACGACAGCUGCACCUACAACUACGACAUCUGCACCUACAACCACUACAGCUGCUCCAACAACAACAGCUGCACCUACAACUACGACACCUGCACCUACAACUAUGACAGCUGCACCUACAACUACGACAGCUGCACCUACAACCACGACAGCUUCCCCAGCGACUACAACAGCUGCACCUACAACCACAACAGCUUCCCCAACGACUACAACAGGUGCACCUACAACCACUACAGCUGCUCCAACGACUACAACAGCUACACCUACAACCACUACAGCUGCUCCAACAACAACAGCUGCACCUACAACUACGACAGCUGCACCUACAACUACGACAGCUGCACUUACAACCACGACAGCUGCUCCAACGACUACAACAGCUGCACCUACAACCACUACAGCUGCUCCAACGACUACAACAGCUGCACCUACAACCACUACGACAGCUUCACCUACAACCACUACUGCUGCUCCAACAACAACAACAGCUGCACCUACAACUACGACAGCUGCACCUACAACCACAUCAGCUACUCCAACGACUACGACAGUGGCUCCAACAACCACUACAGCUGCUCCAACGACUACAACAGCUGUACCUACAACUACGACAGCUGCACCUACAACCACAACAGCUACUCCAACGACUACGACAGCAGCUCCAACAACCACUACUGCUACUCCAACGACAACAACAGCUGCACCUACAACUACGAAAGCUAUACCUACAACCACUACAGCUGCUCCAACAACAACAGCUGCACCUACAACUACGACAGCUGCACCUACAACUACAACAGCUGCACCUACAACCACGACAGCUGCUCCAACGACUACAACAGCUGCACCAACAACCACUACAGCUGCCCCAACAACCACAACAGCUACUCCAACGACUACAACAGCUGCACCCACAACC
Molecule: messenger RNA, 2637 nt
Organism: Periophthalmus magnuspinnatus
Lineage: Eukaryota; Metazoa; Chordata; Actinopteri; Gobiiformes; Gobiidae
Product: mucin-5AC-like
Exons: 3
Source: RefSeq, a predicted model, not a curated record